AAUCCAAAAGGGGAUAUAAAUAAAGAAAUGGCUGAGAAGAAAGUACCCCAAAAAAAAUUAAAAAUAUGGCAAAUCAGCAAAGACUGUUCGUAUUUUUCGUGGUUUUACUUUUUGCAAUUGUAACAUACGCACAUCAUUCACAUUCAUAUUCUCAUUCACACGAGCAUCAUCAUCAUCAUCAUGGAGGAUAUUAUGGUGGAGGUUAUGGUGGAUAUCAACCAUAUUAUGGUGGUGGAGGAUAUAAUGGAUACAAUGGAUAUUAUAGGCAAAACUAUUGGGGAAGAAAGAAAUAGACAAUGGAUGCAAUUAGGAAUGACAUGACGACUGGAUUUUAUUACUGUAUUCUCUCUAUUUUAAUAAAAGAGACUAAUGGUUUAACUCUGGAAUUUUAAUUUUUUUUCAAUUAAAUAAAAUGUUUUAAAUAU
Molecule: messenger RNA, 425 nt
Organism: Caenorhabditis elegans
Lineage: Eukaryota; Metazoa; Nematoda; Chromadorea; Rhabditida; Rhabditidae
Gene: fip-6
Product: Fungus-Induced Protein
Exons: 2
Coding region: 66-293 (75 amino acids)
Source: RefSeq, marked reviewed